AUGAGCCCAUCAUCUGCUGGUUCGCUUAGGGCUGAGGAAUCAGCAUCGCCGUCUGCAAAUUCAAACGCUCCGCAUAGGUCAACACGUGGCGCCUCAAAGCAGCGACGCGAUCAGAUCAAUGUGGAAAUCGGCCGGAUGCGUGAUCUGCUACCACUCUCCGAAUCGAUCAAAGAUCGGCUUUUCCAGUUACAAGUCAUGAGCCUGGCGUGUAUCUUUAUUCGAAAACAUCGCUAUCGUCCGAAUGUGAUGCCGAGCAUAUCGAUAAAUCCGUCGGAUCCAUCAACUUCUGGAUGUAAUGUACCUCCCCGAUCGUUGGAUGCCGGAAAGGCCCUACGUGGCUUCCUCUUUAUGACGACCAAAUCCGCCAAAAUACUCUACAUCUCGGAGAAUGCUAGUGAUUACCUUGGACACUCAGUGGAAGAAAUCAUGUGCCAAGGCGAUUCCCUCUAUGAUAUGGUUGACUGUCGCGACCAUAUUGCUUUGCAAAAUCUGCUUGGUGAAGGACCACCGGCAGAAGAGGAUUUCCCAAAAGAUCGUGUUUUCUUAUGCCGAAUCAAUCUCUCGCGCACAGCCAAGCGACAACUACAAUUCCAUAAGUUUGUACUCUUUCAUGGUCGCUACGUCCAUCCAUCCGAAUAUUACUCAGCAAACCAGGAGCGCAGCACCAACAUUCAGCCGAUCUUUGCUGCAUUUUGCCAGCCCUUAUUAAAUCCGGAGAACGCUGAGCUACUAUCGACGGGCAACACAGACGCCUUUUCCAGCCAGCAUUUCCUUGAUAUGCGAUUUCGGGAUAUGGAUAAUAUGUUCAUCGAACGGUCGGGAUACAGCCGAAGUGAACUUCUCGAUAUGUCAUGGUACGCUCUCUUGCAUCCGGAGAAUCUCGCUGAUCUGGCUUAUAAACACCGAUUGCUAGCUGACGAAAAGGAGGGCUCCGUAUUAGCGUUGAUGCGUAUGCAAACUAAAGCCGGGCAAUGGUUGUGGCUUCAUUGCGUCAUGUCAGUGCGGUCUUUGAAUGUAAAUGACGGAGACAAUCGUCGGCAGCGUCACGUUAUCCAUAUGGCAUAUCAAAUUGUCGGCGAAAACGAGGCCCGGGCUCUGCAAGCGAAUGGAUGGAUCUACAGUAUGCGGCACAACUAUCCAACGUCAUUUACGGCUCAAGACUCACCGGAUUCCCUACCAAAUGAAACCCCGCUCAGCCCGGCAUCUCCAUUUGUCCUGGAUCUACAUAACAAUAUUCAGCCCGGUAUACCGCUUUGUGGAGCACAGCUUGGUGGCCCGUUCCAGUUCGGACUUCAUAUCAACCGAACAAUGCCGAUGUUCUGCCCACAACAGAUCAAAGUGGAGGUGGGACUCAAGGGGAUGCAUCCUCCGCUAUGCCUAAUUACACCUGAGCAUUCGAGUCCUGAAUCAUCUGCUCCAUCAUUCCCAUCACAUUUCCCGUCUGAACAUGUGAAACGGGAGAACAAUCUUGAUGACAAUCGAAACAUUCUGGAUGGCGUCGCGCACUUGAUUCAAGCGGUCGAUAACCAUCAGCUCCCAGAACUUCGCGAUCUCGAUCAGUUUUUCCAACAGGAAGAAUUUGCGACGGGCGAUCCUCAUCGUCCACAUUGCUUCACAUCUAAUUGGGCCUACGACUCAACUGAGGGACGUACUACCUACGAUGCCCUCAAUACCAUCAAUGGAUGCUGCCUGUUUAUCGUUCGAAUACAGUUGUGCUACAAAUGGCACCAGCCCAACCGCCCCUUGUCC
Messenger RNA from Mesorhabditis spiculigera, 1749 nucleotides. The record is from the annotation of a GenBank genome assembly. NCBI's taxonomy places the organism in Eukaryota, Metazoa, Nematoda, Chromadorea, Rhabditida, Rhabditidae.